AUGGGGGCUGCUCAGAAGUGUCUGCUAUUCCACUUUAUUUUGCUGUCUGUCACUUUUCUGUGCCAUGGAAAAGGCCAGUUCUUCAAUGACAAUGGAAACCUCAUACUCCCGGGGUCCUACAAUAUUCCAUGGAUGUCAGGCAUUCAGGAUUUCCGCACCCUCUCUCUCAUCACCAUCCCUGGCACUCAUGCCAGCAUGGCCCUGUACGGAGGUCCAGAGACUGAACACCAAGCCUUGUCUCUGAUGGAUCAGCUCAGGGUCGGCAUUCGUUUCCUGGAUCUCAAAGUGUUUGGCCUGGGUAACACCCUCUAUGUCAUGGAUGGGUUGGCUUACCAGCACACCACUCUCAAGGGGGUCCUGGACAUCGUCCGAGCCUUCCUGUCCGAGUUUAAGACCGAGGCUGUGCUCAUUAGAGUGCAACCAGAGUCUUUUGAGAAGAAAACUGUCAAUGAGAUGGUGCAGAGUCUGAUUGGCAAUGACCAACAUGUCUGGGUGGCUUCUGGAAUGCCAAAUAUGGGUCAGGUGAGGGGGAAAAUUGUGUUUUUGCAGAAGAGCACCUUCACACUAGGAAUUCCCCUCAUAGAAACAACCGUGAAAGGUAGCACAAAGGUUAGUGACGUUAAAGAUAAGGACAAUAAAAUAAUCAAACAGCUGAACCAAGCCACCGAAGCUUGUGGAGGUGAUAAUGCUGUUCUGACCUACUCUAGCGGCACUGGCUUUGGUACUUUCUGGGGAAUGUUUCUGACUCCAAAAAGAGUAGCUGAAAAGGUAAACCCAUGGCUCAAUCAAUACUUGAGACAGUUUUACCCUAAUCAGCCCAGACCAUGCUUUGGUAUCAUUGCCAUGGACUUCCCUGGCAUUGACCUCAUUCAAACGGUCACCAAUUUAAACUGGUGGUAAAGGCUCAGUAAUGUGGUUGAACUACUAUGAAAUUGUUUCUAUAUCUUUCCCAUCACAUAUCACUGUAUACACUGUGAUAUAUCCUGAAAUCCAAAAUGUAAUUUGAAAACUGAUA
Molecule: messenger RNA, 1015 nt
Organism: Morone saxatilis (striped sea-bass)
Lineage: Eukaryota; Metazoa; Chordata; Actinopteri; Moronidae
Exons: 2
Coding region: 1-900 (299 amino acids)
Biological process (GO): lipid metabolic process
Molecular function (GO): phosphoric diester hydrolase activity
Source: RefSeq, a predicted model, not a curated record